This is a messenger RNA of Spodoptera litura, 5662 nucleotides long. RefSeq names its product diacylglycerol kinase eta. Gene Ontology annotation, molecular function: protein binding; ATP-dependent diacylglycerol kinase activity. The record is from RefSeq and is a predicted model, not a curated record. NCBI's taxonomy places the organism in Eukaryota, Metazoa, Arthropoda, Insecta, Lepidoptera, Noctuidae. Gene Ontology annotation, biological process: phospholipase C-activating G protein-coupled receptor signaling pathway. Gene Ontology annotation, cellular component: plasma membrane.
UUUAUUUUGAUAACUCUUGCACAAUUUUGCUGUGCUGUCCUGAUCACCUGGAUUUGCAACAGCCAACUGUGGGACGAGUACGAGCUAGAGGACGCUACUUUCGCAGAGUGCAGCAUCAACAACGCCAACAACAGCUUCCAAGUGAUAACAGCCAGUCGGUGCUUGGUCCUUUGUGCGGACAGCCGCAACGAGAUGGAGUCAUGGGCGGGCGCACUGCGUGGAGCGUUGCAUCGCGGGGCAGAUGUGGCCGACCUGGUGGCGAGACUGUCUUCCGGAGACCAUCACUGGUAUGCGGCAACACACGCGCGUCCUACGUUCUGCAACGUGUGCAGGGAGCCACUGGGCGCGCUCGGCACGGCUCACGCGCUUGCUUGCGAACUCUGCAAGUUCAAGGCACACAAACGAUGCGCGUCUCGGGCGCCGCCAUCUUGCAAAUGGAGCACGCUUGCAUCACUAGGACCGCACGUCGUCGAAGAUGCUGAUGGGAAUAUAAUAAUGCCCCACCAAUGGUUGGAGGGCAACCUUCCCGUCGCAGCCAAGUGUGACGUCUGCGACAAGACCUGCGGUUCGGUGCUCAGACUGCAAGACUUCAGAUGCGUGUGGUGUCGUCGGUGCGUACACGCUGCGUGCAAGCCGACGUGGCGCGCGUCGUGCUCGCUGGGCCCCACGCGUGCGUCCGUCGUGCCUCCCACACGCCUGCACUCCGUGGGACCCGACGACGCCUGGGUCCCUGACAGACCGCCAAAUGCUAGCCCGCUUAUUGUCUUCGUUAACUCCAGAUCAGGUGACAACCAAGGCGUGAAGUUCCUCCGUCGUUUCAAGCAGCUUCUGAACCCGGCACAGGUGUUCGAACUCAGUGGUGCUGGGCCUCGGUUAGGGCUUAGACUGUUCAGGCACUUCGCUCCUCUCAGAGUGCUGGUCUGUUCUGGUGAUGGGUCUGUCGGCUGGGUGCUUCAGGAGGUUGAUAAGCUAGAUAUGCAUCGUCAAGUCCAAACAGCAGUUCUGCCACUGGGUACGGGCAACGAUCUGGCUCGCGUGUUAGGCUGGGGAGCCUCCUGUGAUGACGCAGCCAACCUCCAGGUGCUCAUCGAACGAUACGAGAGGGCUUCCACUAAAAUGCUAGACAGGUGGUCAAUAAUGACGUUCGAGCGUGCACUAACCGCCCCGCCGCCCCCUCCAGUGCCCCCCGAUUUACUGGAGGAGAACUCGCUGCUCAGGAACUUGCAGGAUAUCAUGCAGGCUGGAGAAAUGAGUUGCGUAGCCAGCACAUCUCUCCGCGCGGGCUGCUCUCGGCUGGCAGCGGUAGGAGAGCGCGCGGGAGGCGGGGCCGCGCGUGCGGCGCACCGCCUGCGCCGUGCUGUGUCCUUGUUACUGCACGCCAGGGCACAUCUUGCACAUGAUCAUACGAGGUGCAAGUCUUGGGAGCCAGUGGAAACGACGAGUGAUAGCGAACCAGAAGCACAACCAGUUGCCGAGAAAGGCAGCAUCGAAAAGACUGAAAAGGAGCAACUGAACUGGGCAGCGCGAGGUUGCGCGCUGGCGGGGCGCGCCGACAGCGUGCGACGUGCGCUGCGCUCACUACUGCGCACUCUUACGCAGAUGUACCCACAGGGUGUAUCACAAGAAGGAGACUCUUGCGACACAUGUGAGGGUUCAAGUACAGCUGGUCAUGCUGUGGAAGGAGUUGAAGCGCCGAGUACAACAAACGCGCCUGACAUGGCUGCGCUACCAGUACCGAAGGCGUUCGCUGAUAGUCGCCGGUCAUCUGCUGCCAGCGCCGUAUCUGCUGCCUCACUGCAUCCAGACAACAUUCCAGACGUAGAUGAUGAUAUAGUUAAAUUAAUAAGUGCGAACCCACCGGACAACUUCAACUUAGACGUGGACAACAAACCAGAACGCAGCAAGACCAGCUCUGCUUCGCCUCAGGACCGGCUCUCGUUGUCAAACCUCUCCUCCUGUGAUACUAGCUCCUGCAAGAACCUCCUGAGGCCAGAACUAGAACGCACAUAUAAUAGCAGUAGUCUUACUAUACCUAACCUAGUUGUCUCUGACGAUAGCGAUAAGAGAUCGAUAUUACAGGGAGAUACUUAUGAAUCGGACCAAUUGACUAUUAUAGACACCGACAAACCGUAUACCGAUGACGAACACUUCGAGGUGAGUGCGCGAGCCACGCCCGCCAGUGGAGACUGCACGCCCGACCGACGACUCUCCAGUGUCGACCUGGAGAUCGAAGCCAGUAGUUCAGAAGGGUCCAACAUUAGCGACGACUUUAGUUUAAUAUCAGAAAUUAUUGAUGCCAAACCAGAGGAUAUUGAGGAAGCGAGAGGGAUCGGAAUCGGACACAUCGACUCCCCCGAGGUGUCGGAAACUACAUACGUCAAUUCCGAAACGUUACAUGGAGAAUCUAUCAUGGACGAUAUUAGUUCAAUGCUUGGGCAGGAAGUGUUAUUGGCAAUGAUGGGUAAGAAUGGUGAAAAUGAGACAUACACUGAUGACACUACUCUCUUCACAUCUGACACUGUGUCGGACAUCGCGAUGGACAGUCGGAACCCAAGCCUUGAGAAGAACAACGAUGCGAAACUUAAAUACAUAUCGAAAAUAAAGAAACCCAAAGAACCAGAGGCGGAGAAGUUCGGAUUUGAGAACAGAGUAUUUUACAUCGAAAAUGCAACGAAAGUAGAGGAACAGAUUAAAUACUGCAGUCUAGCUCAUUUUGAAGAAGGAAAUGACAUAGCAAGGAAGUCAUUCAAGAAGCAGCUAAGAAAAAGUUUGAAGAAACGAGUAGUAGAAGAUGUGAGCUUGAUACAUCUGCUACCAAAAACUGCUGAAGAAAUUCACAGUAUCAAAGGAGCUGAGACUCCAAGCUUGAUGGAACCGCCAAGACUGAUUUGUGAUGAUCAGAUGCAUGUUCCCGAUAUAGGUGGGUUUCCUCAAGUAAGCGUGGUAGUUGAGCCACCAUCUCCGUCACACAGUGAAGACAAGAAGAGUUUGAAGACUUGUCCUAGCCGUAUGGCAUCAGUGCUCAGUGAUAUUUUUGAUCAGGGUACAGAUACUCUUAGUGUGAAUUCUCCUGAGCCAAGUAUAGGUAGCACUAGAGAGCGGCGACAGUCGGACAAUCCAAGGCUCUUGGGUCAAACAGAUCCAGAAUAUGGAAAAUUCCUUAGCUGUUCGCCUGCUGCCACUCGAAGGAUAUCAUGUGGAAGCCUCUUCAAACCAGGAGAACCUGACAAACUAUCCACAUCUGUAUCAUCUAUAUGGGGCGAAGGAGGUGCGUCUCCCAGUCUCUGCACAAAAGAAGCUAAUGAAAAGGCGAAGAAACUGCCCAUCAUCAACCCCUUGGUCCAACUACCAGCGUGGCCUCAUGUCACCCAAGGUUUCAUCAGCCAAUGUCUUCUGGCAAACGCUGACGCACUAUGUGCUGCUGUAAGUCCACUUAUGGACCCUGAUGAGACCUUACUUGAAGGGUUCUAUGAACGGGCUGUAAUGAACAAUUACUUUGGCAUUGGUAUUGAUGCAAAGAUUACCUUGGAUUUCCACAAUAAGAGAGAAGAACACCCAGAGAAGUGCAGGUCUAGAGCCAGGAAUUAUAUGUGGUAUGGAGUGCUCGGGUCUAAGGAAUGGGUGAAUAGGACUUAUAGGCAUCUAGGCCAAAGGGUGCAGCUUGAAUGUGACGGGCAAAGGAUUCCUCUGCCUGAGCUGCAAGGUAUCGUUGUCCUGAACAUACCAUCGUUCAUGGGAGGAACCAACUUCUGGGGAGGCACACGAGGAGACGACAUCUUCCUCGCACCUUCCUUCGAUGACCGGAUACUUGAGGUCGUAGCGGUCUUCGGGUCUGCACAAAUGGCGGCGUCACGUCUCAUCAACCUACAGAAGCAUAGAAUCGCGCAGUGCCGUGCAGUCCAAAUCAACAUCCUGGGCGAGGAGUGUGUUCCAGUACAGGUGGAUGGCGAGGCUUGGCUUCAACCACCAGGAUGUGUCAGGAUCAUUCAUAAGAACAGGGCUCAGAUGCUCUGCCGCUCCCGGGCCCUUGAAACUAGUCUUAGGUUAGUGAAGUUUAGAACAUGGGAUGAGAAGCAGCAGUUGAAGGCUCACGCGCUGGCGGGUACCGGCGCGGGCGGCGGGCCCGGCAGUCCGCGCGUCGCACUCUCACAGGCAGAGAGCUCGCAACUACUUGCACUGCUUGAUGAUGUCAAUACUCUUGUUAAACAUGUGAAGCUAUCAUGUAUAAGUGAGACGUCGGCAUGUGGCGGUGUGUCCCACGGCGUGUCACUGGCGCGGCGGGUGGCGGCGCACGCUGACGCUCUACAAGACGCUGACGGGAAACUACUGCCCGCACCGCAGUUGAGGAGAUUGCUGGCCACACUGGUGGAGAGCUGUCACGAGUUAGUAGAGAGUGGUGGCAUAACAGGUGCGGGCGCAGGCCCCGCCUCCUCACUGCGCGCGCAUCUUUCGCGGGCCACUGUACACGACGGAUACGCAUUCCUACAUACUGAUGAGGUCCAAAAGAAGGGCAGUCGCUGGCUGAGAGGACGACGAAGCGUCUCCGAAGGACCAACUCCGACGUACACCGCCGCACAGGUCCGCUCCUGGGGAGUUAAAGAAGUUCAAGCUUGGCUAGAGUCCCUGCAACUAAGCGAGUAUUCCGAAGCAUUCGCUAAGCAUGAUGUCACAGGCAGGGAACUCCUCUCCCUCGCGCGCCGUGACCUCAAGGACCUCGGUGUCACAAAGGUCGGACACGUCAAGAGAAUCCUGCAAGCCGUCAAAGAACUCCAGUGACGACGGCGAGGCCGCUCCGAAGGGGAUGGCCUUGCAUAACUCAAAGUGAAAUUGAAUCUGAUUUUUCUUCCACAUAACUUUUCUAUAGAUUUAGAUCUCCUAUUCUAAAUAGUUCUUAACAAACAGAACUUUAAUUAAAGAUAUAUUUUUCGUCUAUUGUAAAACGAUUAGGUAAUAAUAAGAUGAUUAUUUCUAAUAUAUUCUACGUCCCAAACAUUUACAAUACAGUAUUGUACCUAGGUACCCAUAUUUAACUUAGACUAUGACUUUCGACUAAAAAAGAAAAAUCAGAACAUCGAUUAUGAGGUAAUCUAUACCCCCAUUUGUCAUGACUUUGGCUGAGCGGAGCCUCUUAUAAGCGCAGCUAUUAACUCGAUUAUACUCGAUAGGCAAUCGUAAUCGAUUCGAUUCAAUGCGUGUGACAGUUUAGGCUGAAUAAAGUGUUGUUCUUCAAAGUGCGUGUUUUGAAAAGUCAGACUACGAUUUUGUAUUAAAAAAAAUUAAUAAAUUAGGGAAAACUGAGAGUGGCCAAGCUUUUAUGAUUCAAUAUUCUUGUGACGUUUAAAUAUUGUAAAGUAUUUUUCCAAGCUGUGGAUUAAAAAAAAAAUAAGCAAAAUUACCCAAACUGUCGCCAAAUUCUUAUGACAAAAAUAUCUCCUUGUAUUUAAAAAUAAUAAAUAUUUCAAUCCUAAAGACUGAUGAAACAAAAAAUCAGCAAAAGAUGAGGAGGAGGAUCUAAAUUCAAUAAAUAGGUUUACCUAUCAGUACCUAUUCAAUAGUAAUUUGCACGCUUAACCAACCUCGAAUAUAACUUUUUGCUGAAAGCUGAUGAUUUAUACAGAUUUUCGAAAGAUUUGAAUCAUAUUUAUUCUACAAUUUUGUCUAC